AGCAGCGGCGGCGCCUUCCUUUCCGCCAUCUUGGUUUCCCGGGUGACUGGGGCGGCCGGCCCGCGGAGGAGAGGAGCGCGAUGCUGGCCUGCCUGAUGAGCCGGCCGGGCCCGCCCGCUCUCGCGCGGCUCCUGGGGGCCGCGGCCAGACGCCCGCUCGCCAAACGCGGCACGUCGGCGCGGGAGUCGGCCGGCCGAGAAGACGAGGCCCGCGGGGCCGAGCGCCAGGAGCUGCACUUCCCGCCGGGCGUCGCUAGGGGUCGCCCGGCCCCCACCCGGACGGCGGAGGCGAGCGGCGGCGGGGUGCAGCGGCGGCAGGCGGCCUCCAGGGGGCGCCCGCUGGGCCUGCGGGGCUCCCCGGCGCCUUUGGGGGGCUGGUGGGGGCUGCCCCGCCCGGAGGAGGAGGAGGAGGAGGCGGCCCCCCCGCCGGGCUUGUGGCCCAACCCGUCGCCCGCGGGCCGCCGCCGCCACCACCGGCGCAGGGAGAGCCGGGCCAGCACCGGCGCCCUCCCCGCCGCGGCCCUGGCAGCUGCCGGGCUGGCCCUGUGCUACAGCCGGGGCCCCACCUCCAAAGAAGAGUCCCUCCUGGAAGCUGUGCGACUCAACAGUGUCCCUGAAGUGGAAAGGUUGUUGGAAGAAGGUGUUAACGUGAACACCCGACACAAACUUGGCUGGUCUGCUCUGAUGGUAGCCGCGAUCAACAGAAAUUCAAGCGUGGUGAAGGCUCUGCUGGCGGGAGGAGCUGACCCCAACCUGGGAGACGAGUUCAGCAGCGUCUACCAGACGGCCAAAGAGAAGGGGAUCCAUUCCUUGGAAGUGCUGGUCACCCGCGAAGAUGACUUCAACAACCGCCUGAACAACCGGGCCAGUUUCAAGGGCUGCACGGCGUUGCAUUACGGGGUUCUGGCGGAUGACUACACCACAGUCAAGUUGCUCCUGGAAGGAGGUGCCAACCCCCUGCAGAGAAACGAAAUGGGGCACACGCCCUUGGAUUACGCCCGCGAAGGAGAAGUCAUGAAACUCUUGAAAACGUCAGCCACAAAGUUCCAGGAGGAGAAGCGCAGGAGGGAGAUUGAGGAACGCCGGCGGUUCCCCCUGGAGCAGCGACUCCGAGAACACAUCAUUGGCCAGGAGAGCGCCAUCGCCACCGUCGGAGCAGCCAUCCGGAGAAAGGAAAAUGGAUGGUACGAUGAAGAACACCCGCUGGUCUUCCUCUUCCUGGGAUCUUCGGGAAUAGGUAAAACUGAGCUGGCGAAGCAAACGGCCAAGUACCUGCACAAAGACGUCAAAAAGCAGGGGUUUAUUCGCUUGGACAUGUCGGAGUUUCAAGAGAGACACGAGGUGGCCAAGUUCAUUGGUUCCCCCCCAGGCUACAUUGGUCAUGACGAAGGGGGGCAGCUCACAAAGAAGCUGAAGCAGUGCCCCAACGCCGUGGUCCUCUUUGAUGAGGUGGACAAAGCCCACCCAGAUGUCCUAACCAUCAUGCUGCAGCUCUUCGAUGAAGGCCGGCUGACCGAUGGGAAGGGGAAGACCAUUGACUGCAAGGACGCCAUCUUCAUCAUGACCUCCAACGUGGCCAGCGACGAGAUCGCCCAGCAUGCUUUGGAGCUGAGGGAAGACGCCGCGGAGCUGAGCCGGAAGAGGAUCGCCGAAAAGCUAGAUGACGUGCAGGUGACGGACAAGAUAACCAUCUCCAAGCAGUUCAAGGAGAACGUGAUCCGUCCCAUCCUCAAGGCUCACUUUCGGCGGGACGAGUUCCUGGGCAGGAUCAACGAGAUCGUCUACUUCCUCCCGUUUUGCCAGUCAGAGCUGAUCCAGCUGGUCAACAAGGAGCUGAGUUUCUGGGCCAAGCGGGCCAAAGCAAGGCACAACAUCACUCUGGUGUGGGACAGGGAGGUGAUGGACGUGCUGGCUGACGGCUACAACCUGCACUACGGCGCCCGCUCCAUCAAGCACGAGGUCGAGCGCCGGGUGGUGAACCAGCUCGCCGCGGCCUACGAACAGAACCUCCUGCCCCACGGCUGCACCUUGAGGAUCACGGUGGACGACUCCGACAAGCAGCUGCUCAAGGCCAGAGGCCAGGACAGGCCCCUGCCCGCCGAGGGCCAGCGGAAGUGCCCCACGCUGCGCCUGGAGAUCCUGGAGGACAGCAAAAGCCGGAAGCUGGACAUCCAGGCCCCGCUGAUGCCGGACGAAGCCUCCUACCCCUCCUAGGCGCCAGCCCCACGGUGCCCCCAGGGCAGCGCCUGGCAGAACGAGAGUUGGUAAUAAAGCGAUCGUAAGACAUAGAUACGUCUGCGGGGGGAGGGCAACUUUCUCUGGAGGGCAGCAGGAAGGGCGGCCCUCCGCCCCCCAGGGACUGCCUGGGUGCAUGGGAGUUGUAGUCCAAUGCAGCCGGAGGGGGUCUCAAAAGGAAGAAGAGUCCCAGAAAGAGGGGCGUCCGUCUAGGAUGGUCCCAUAGAGUCCGUGGGAAGAUUCAAUCCGGGGUCCUUAUCAUGUCUCAGGUAUGGGGGUGAUUCCUUGUCCCAUCAGCCAGGUUGAGUGCCUAAUCUCUGCCCCGGAUGCUCUUCUGCCUUGUAAAUUGGGCUGGGGGGGGUGGGGGGGCGGUGG
This is a messenger RNA of Crotalus tigris (Tiger rattlesnake), 2609 nucleotides long. RefSeq names its product caseinolytic mitochondrial matrix peptidase chaperone subunit B (gene CLPB). The coding region runs from base 81 to 2213 and encodes 710 amino acids. Lineage: Eukaryota; Metazoa; Chordata; Lepidosauria; Squamata; Viperidae. Gene Ontology annotation, biological process: cellular response to heat. Gene Ontology annotation, cellular component: cytoplasm; mitochondrion. The transcript has 16 exons. Gene Ontology annotation, molecular function: ATP hydrolysis activity; protein binding; ATP binding. The record is from RefSeq and is a predicted model, not a curated record.